Talaromyces rugulosus is the source of this 1026-nucleotide messenger RNA. RefSeq lists its product as uncharacterized. NCBI's taxonomy places the organism in Eukaryota, Fungi, Ascomycota, Eurotiomycetes, Eurotiales, Trichocomaceae. Bases 1 to 1026 code for a protein of 341 amino acids. Gene Ontology annotation, molecular function: DNA-binding transcription factor activity, RNA polymerase II-specific. The transcript has a single exon. Gene Ontology annotation, biological process: regulation of transcription by RNA polymerase II. The record is from RefSeq and is a predicted model, not a curated record.
AUGAAACGUGUCACAUCAUAUUAUGGUGAUCCUUCUCCUUUAUCUUUGCCCCUUCAUGCGAGGCUAGAUGGGAGCGAUGGUCAGUGGCGAGCAUUAGAGCUCUGUUUAAUGCACCACUACACUACGUUGGUCUGCCUCACAAUGCCACACAGCGUAACUGCCAACACACAGAUGUGGCAGCAGACCAUACCACAGUUGUCAUUCCAGUCGGAAACCGUCUUGAACCCGAUGCUUGCACUCUCUGCGCUUCACCGACACAUGUAUUUUCCAAAAGAUGCUUUCGCGGCAAAAGCAUUGCAGAGGUACCUCGAUCGGGCACUUGUGCACCAUCACCUAGAAUUGUCAUCCCGUAAUGAUCUUUCACCCCAACUUUGGCUUUCUGCUAUUAUGCUCUCUCAUAUCUACUGGCUAAUCUCUCACCGACAGCACGAGAAUGAGGUGUACGAUAUCCCUAUACAGGUUUUUAAGAUGUUAGAAGCUACGAAUCGCCUUUUUGCAAGCAAGAAAGAGGUGCUCAAACAACUAGGCUAUGGCUGGAUAGGGAACGGAGCUACGCCUGAGACUGUCUUAGAGGAAUGGUUACCUGUCGCCGCCCAAGAGCAAUUACGAGAAAUUAAAAUGGAACUCACGCAGCUUUUGGAUGCAUUCAAUAUCAUUGAGAUGCAGCAUGAUGAAAGAAGCAUUUUAAUGCAAGCUAAAGACUAUGUGUUUAAAUGCUAUCAAGCUUACUACUCCGGCGCAACUGUAGCAGCCCUGCGGCCUUUUGUUGGUUUCAUGCCUGUCAAUUGCUCCUCUGAGUAUCUUGAGAUGCUUAGAAGACACGAUCCACUGGCAAUGGCGCUGAUGAGUAGGGCACUAGUCCUGUUGAAAGAACUUGAUCAUGUUUGGUGGUUGAAUGGAUUUGGUGCAUUUGAGGUUGUGCAACAAGACGUGCGAGGCAUUCGCCAUCUCAUGCCAGAAAAUUUGCGGUGGACCAUGGAUUGGCCAUGUAAGGUCUUAGAUGGAGAAGUGGUCCUAAAGGUUUAG